UACGUCCUUAGCUGGGGCAUCAAUUUGUUUAUUUAAUCCCUGUACUUUUUAUAAAAAUGUUAUUUGUGGCCCAUCAUGAAUAUAUAGAUAAUCGCCACAAUUAAUAAUGCAAUGAAGAUAAGAUGACAAUUGAGAUAAGAGGGAAUGAACCUUAAGAUAUUUUUACAUUCCAAACACUCAAACAGGGAGGAUCAUUUCUGAUCGAGUAUGUUUUCUGGUUUCUUUCGUCAUGCUCUCAGUAUUCUCUUGCUCUUUAACUUGAUCUUGGUUUUCUUCGGACUAGUAUUUAUUGCUUAGGAUUUGGAAUAGUGACAAGUAAAGACAAAUCACAACUCACGGUCAUCCAAUUCCAAGAAUAGAGUUUUGGUUCUGUGCUUGGUUUCAUCCUCGGAAGGAUUUCCCAAAGCAAAGUGGUGGUGCCACGCCACAGUGGUCAACUUUUGAGUGCGUGUGGUUUGGUUUAUUGCUUACGAUUUGGAAUAGUGACAAGUAAAGACAAAUCACAACUCACAGUCAUCCAAUUCCAAGAAUAGAGAGAUGUAGUUAUAGUAUCAAGCUGACAGAAUGGAGUCUGUGUUGUCCCCGAUAGUGGAACGAACCUUUAAUUUUGCGGUGGACCCCAUUAUUCGGCAGUUGGCCUACAUCCUCCGUUGCAGGCAAAAUGUUGAUGAACUCUUGACUAGUUUUGAGAGUCUUGAACUUGAAAAAGAGUCCAUAGAUCGUCGAUGUGACCAAGCUCAGAAUAAUUUACAAAACAUUGAAGCCAAAGUCAAAGAAUGGUCAAGGAAAGUAGAUGAGUUCAAGACUGAACUAGAGAAGUUUAGGAACGAUGAAGGCCACACAAAGACAGGGUUGUCCAAUGUUUUAUUUUUAUUUCCUUACUUUUGGAAUAGGCAUAGACUUGGCAGACAAGCUAAGAAGAUGGCAGAGAUUGUCAAGAAUCUAAUAGAUGAGUCGGCCAAGUUCAAUGAUGUUUCCUACACAGACAACUUAACAUCUAAUGAUUUCACUUUGUCUAAUCCGGGCUACAUGGGAUUUGCUUCUAGACAUUCUACAGUGGAAAAAAUAAUUGCAAAACUUGAAGAUUCCUCUGUAAGAAUGAUUGGGCUGCAUGGGAGUGGUGGCAUGGGUAAGACCACUUUAAUCAAAGCAAUUGCUAAGAAAGCUAUGGAGAAGAAGCUGUUUAAUGUGGUGGCUAUAUCAGAAAUCACAGCCAAUCCCAAUCCACAAAAAAUCCAGGAAGACAUUGCUUCUGCGUUAAGAUUGAGAUUGGAAGGGGAGGGUGAGAAUUCUAGAGCUCAUCGUCUGAUGACGAGAUUAAAGCAAGAGAAGGAGAACACCCUUAUAAUCUUGGAUGACCUUUGGGACAGAUUAGACUUGAAUAAGUUAGGGAUUCCACUUGAUGGUGAUGUUGAUGAUAAUGAUUUAAACACGAAGACAAGCAAUGCUAAACAGGGUCCCAAAGAGGCGACUAAAGAAAAAUCUCUUGGUGAUUAUAUGGGCUGCAAAAUUUUGCUAACUUCAAGGGAUAAAAACGUAUUAACUGAUAAAAUGGAAGUUAAGUCAACUUUCUAUGUAGAGGAAUUAGAUGACGAUGAUGCUCUGAGGUUGUUUCGGAAGGAGGCUAGAAUACAGGGUGAAAUGUCCCAGUGGAAACAAGAAAUUGUUAAGAAGUAUUGUGCUGGGUUACCUAUGGCAAUAGUUACAGUUGGAAGGGCAUUAAGAGAAAAGAGCGACUCGGAGUGGGAAAAACUUAAAAACCAAGACCUGGUGGGUGUUCAGAAUUCUAUGGAGAUUUCUGUAAAAAUGAGUUAUGACCGUCUAGAAAAUGAGGAGCUCAAGUCCAUUUUCUUUCUUUGUGCUCAAAUGGGUCAUCAACCCCUAAUUAUGGACUUGGUGAAGUAUUGCUUUGGUUUGGGAAUACUUAAAGGGGUCUACUCGCUUGGGGAAGCUCGUGGCAGAAUAUCUACAUCAAUCCAACAGCUGAAAAACUCAGGUUUGGUGUUGGAUGGAAGUUCUAGUAUUCAUUUCAAUAUGCAUGAUCUGGUUCGAGAUGCUGCUUUGUCUAUAGCACAGAAGGAGCAAAAUGUAUUUACUUUGAGAGAUGGGAAACUUGAUGAUUGGCCUGAACUCGAGAGGUGCACUUCUAUUUCUAUAUGCAACAGUGAUAUCAUUGAUGAGCUUCCAGAAGAAAUAAAUUGUCCUCAACUUAAAUUUUUUCAAAUUGACAGCGAUCCUUCAUCUUUAAAAAUACCCGACAGUUUUUUUAAAGGAAUGAAAAAGCUCAAAGUAUUAAUGUUGACUGGUAUUCAACUAUCAAGCUUACCAUCUUCAAUUGAAAGCCUAUCAGACCUCAGAUUGCUUUGUUUGGAGAGAUGCACUUUAGAUCACAACUUAUCCAUCAUAGGGAAGCUGAAAAAAUUAAGAAUUCUCAGCUUUUCUGGAUCUCGAAUUGAAAAUUUGCCAGGUGAGUUAAAGGACUUGGAUAAACUACAAUUACUAGACAUCAGCAAUUGUUCAGUAGUCAAAAGAAUUCCGCCUAAGUUUAUGUCAAGGUUGACUUCGUUGGAAGAGUUGUAUGUAAGAAAGAGCUUCAUCGAAGUGUCGGUGGAAGGAGAGAGAAACCAUUGUCAAAUUUCGUUUCUUUCUGAACUAAAGCAUUUGCAUCAAUUGCAUGUGGUGGACUUAAGCAUUCCAUGUGCCCAAUUUUUUCCCAAGGAAUUGUUCUUUGACAAGUUAAAUGAUUACAAGAUUGAGAUUGGGAACUUCAAAACGCUUUCAGUUGGAGAUUUCAGGAUGCCUAAUAAGUAUGAAAAGUUCAAAUCUUUGGCAUUGGAGCUGAAGGAUGACACUGACAAUAUUCACUCUCAGAAAGGAAUAAAGUUGUUGUUUAAAACAGUUGAAAAUUUGUUGUUGGGAGAGCUGAAUGGUGUUCAAGAUGUUAUUAAUGAGUUGAAUUUGGAUGGAUUUCCACAUCUGAAACACUUAUCCAUCAUAAACAACCCUAGCAUCAAAUAUAUCAUCAACUCAAAGGAUUUGUUUUAUCCUCAGGAUGUUUUUCCCAAGUUGGAAUCUCUAUGUCUCUACGAACUAAGAAAGAUAGAGAUGAUAUACUUUAGUUCAGGUACAGAGAUGAUAUGUUUUAGUCCAUUUACAGAUUGCUCAUUCACCAAAUUAAAAACCAUCAAGGUCGAGAAGUGUGACCAAUUGAAGAAUCUUUUCUCCUUUUGCAUGGUUAAAUUGCUUGCGAGUCUUGAAACAAUUGGUGUCUCCAAUUGUGGUUCUUUAGAGGAGAUCAUUAAAAUACCUGACAAUUCUGAUAAGAUUGAGUUUCUUAAGUUGAUGUCUUUGUCACUUGAAUCAUUAUCAUCAUUCACUAGUUUUUAUACCACAGUAGAGGGGUCUUCUACAAACAGGGAUCAGAUACAAAUUACUGUUAUGACUCCUCCUCUUUUUGGUGAACUGGUUGAAAUACCAAACUUAGAGAACUUGAAUUUAAUCUCAAUGAACAAGAUCCAGAAGAUAUGGAGCGACCAGCCCCCGUCAAACUUCUGCUUUCAAAACUUAAUAAAAUUAGUUGUGAAAGAUUGUCAUAAUUUGAGAUAUUUGUGUUCAUUGUCCGUGGCCAGCAAUUUGAGGAAACUGAAAGGCCUGUUUGUAAGCAAGUGUAAAAUGAUGGAGAAGAUUUUUAGCACAGAAGGAAAUAGUGCAGACAAGGUCUACGUCUUUCCUAAGUUGGAGGAAAUCCACCUCAACGAAAUGGAUGAGUUAACAGACAUAUGGCAAGCUGAAGUGAGUGCUGAUUCCUUUUCUAGUGUCACUUCUGUGAACAUUGAUAGUUGCAAUAAACUAGACAAAAUUUUUCCGAGUCACAUGGAAGGAUGGUUUGCGAGUUUGAACAGCUUGAAGGUUUAUUAUUGUCAGUCAGUGAAAGUGAUUUUUGAAAUCAAAGAUUCUCAGCAAGCAGAUGCAUCUGGUGGGAUAGACACAAAUUUACAGGUUGUUGAUGUAUGUGGACUCCCAAAGUUGGAGCGGGUGUGGAGCAGGGAUCCAGGAGGAAUUCUUAACUUCAAAAAACUGCAGAGUAUACAUGUGUUUUCUUGUCAUAGACUGAGGAAUGUAUUUCCAGCUUCUGUGGCUAAAGAUGUUCCAAAGCUUGAAAAUAUGUCGGUCAGACGGUGUGAUGGAAUUGUGGAAAUUGUUGCCUGUGAAGAUGGAUCCGAAACAAACACUGAACAAUUAGUGUUUCCUGAACUAACCUACAUGGACCUAUAUGAGCUAUCAAGCAUCCAACAUUUCUACAGGGGGAGACAUCCUAUAGAGUGUCCAAAAUUGAAGAAGUUGUCAGUAGGGAAAUGUAACGAGAAGCUAAAAACAUUCGGAACCGGAGAAAGGAGCAAUGAAGAAGAUGAAGCAGUUAUGUCAGCUGAAAAGAUAUUCCCCAACUUGGAGUAUUUGGAUAUUGACUUUGACGAAGCACAGAAGUGGUUAUUGAGCAACACUGUGAAGCAUCCAAUGCACCGUUUAAAAGUGCUUUCGUUAUGCAAAGUUAAUGAUGGUGAACGUCUCUGUCAAAUUCUGUACAGAAUGCCAAAUCUAGAAAAGUUAGGCUUGACGGAAGCUGAACAUUUGCUUCAAGAGUCGUCGGAGUCACGUUUGGGAACCGUAUUACAGCUGAAGGAAUUGUAUUUGUGGUUGUCGAAGAUAAAGGGUAUAGGAUUUGAACGAGAACCAGUUCUACAGAGACUAGAGCUUUUGAGCUUAUCUGAGUGCCAUAUAUUGAGGAAUUUGGCUCCUCCCUCGGUAUCAUUGGCUUACUUGACAAAUUUGAAAGUAGAGGAUUGUAAAGGAUUAAGGAAUUUAAUGGCAUCCUCAACGGCAAAAAGCUUGGUUCAACUUAAGUCCAUGAAGAUAAGCGAAUGUGAUGAAUUAGAGGAAAUAGUAAGCAAUGAGGGAAAUGAAGAAGCAGAGCAAAUAGUGUUUGGCAAAUUGAUUACUAUAGAACUUGAGGGGCUCAAAAAGCUAAAAAGUUUUUGCAGUUACAAGAACUAUGAAUUCAAAUUCCCGUCAUUGGAAGUAUUGAUUGUGAGAGAAUGCCCAUUGAUGCAAAGAUUCACGGAGGGUGGCGCAAGAGCACCAAAGUUACAAAACAUAGUUACUGCUAAUGAAGAAGGAAAAGAGGAAGCCAAAUGGCAGUGUGAAGGAGACUUGAAUGCCACCAUACAAGAAGGUUUCAACAAGCGUUUGCAGUCUGCAAGUACUGCAUCAUCUCUUAGUCUCAGAGAUAGCCCACUACAAGUGAUAUGGCUUGACUCACGGUGGAUCCCAAAGUCGUGCUUCAGUAAGUUGAACUCUUUGACUGUGGAUGGAUGCCAAUUUUUAACCGAUGUUGUCAUACCCUUCUAUUUACUUCCUUUGUUAACUAAUUUGGAAGAAUUAAAAGUCCGAAAGUGUGGUUCUGUGAAAAGCAUAUUUGACGUGAAAACAACUACGGGAUUGGGAGCAGCAGCCUUCCCUAGACCUCUCCCUUUUUCCCUCAAGAAAUUGACUUUAGAGAGGCUGCCAAAACUGGAGAAUGUCUGGAAUGAAGAUCCUCAUGGAAUUCUAACCAUGCAACUUCUACAACAUGUUAUUGUUGCAGAGGAUAAUGCAGAUCCAAGAGAAGCAAAUCUGGAGCUUACGUUCCCUUGUCCCUGUGUGAGGUCAUUGAAACUACAAGGUUUGCCCAAGUUCAAGUAUUUUUACUACUGCUCACUGCAGUGUGACAUGUUCCAGACACCUACCGAGGAUGAAAUGCCUACAUCCAACUUACAGUGCCUGUCACUCGGUGAAAUAGGACUGGAGAUGAUCAAGCGUGGAGAAUUUCAGACAAACUUCUUACACAAGUUACAAGUUCUUACUCUGUGCUUUCAUAUUGGGUCGAAUGUAUUUCCAUAUGAAAUUCUACAACUGGCGCCCAAUAUAGAGAAGCUUGUGGUGUGUGAUGGUUCCUUCAAGGAGAUUUUCUGCUUUGAUAGUCUUAAUGUGGAUGAGGCUGGACUCCUAUUACAGCUCAAAGUCUUAUGCUUGGAGUCCCUUCCAGAGCUUGUUUCCAUUGGGUUAGAGAACUCUUGGAUUCAGCCCUUACUGGGAAAUCUAGAAACCUUGGAAGUAAUAGAUUGUUAUAGUUUAAAAUACUUGGUACCAUGUACAGUGUCUUUCUCCAAUCUGACAUAUUUGCAAGUACAAGAUUGCAACAGCCUGCUAUAUUUGUUGACAUCCUCAACAGCAAGAAGUUUGGGUCAACUCAAAAGAAUGGAGAUAAAAAGGUGUUAUUCAAUUGAAGAGAUAGUCUCUAAGGAGGGGGAUGAAUCACAUGAGAAUGAAAUUAUAUUUCCGCAGCUCAAUUGUUUGAAACUUGAAGGAUUACCAAAGCUGAGAAGCUUCUAUAAAGGAAGUUUAUUAAGUUUCCCAUCAUUGGAGGAAUUGUCAGUAAUCUAUUGCGAGUGGAUGGAAACAUUAUGUCCAGGUACCCUAAAAGCAGACAAGUUGGUUCAACUUCAACUUGAACCAACUUGGAGGCACUCAGAUCCUAUCAAAUUGGAAAAUGACCUGAACUCUACCAUGCGGGAGGCAUUUUGGAAAAAGUUAUGGAAGUCUGCAGAUCGGAGAUUCAAGAUUGACCUCAAAGAUAGCCCAGUACAAGAGAUAUGGCUUAGGCUUCACUCACUGCAUAUCCCCCCACACUUCUGCUUCCCUAAGUUACACACCUUGAUUGUGGACGGCUGCCAUUUUUUAUCAGAUGCGGUCUUACCCUUCUCUUUACUUCCUUUAUUACCUGAAUUGGAAACAUUGGAGGUUCGAAACUGUGAUUUUGUGAAAAUCAUAUUUGAUGUGACAACUAUGGAACCACUCCCUUUUGCCCUCAAGACAUUGAUUUUAGAGCGGCUGCCAAAUCUGGAGAAUGUUUGGAAUUCAAAUGUUGAGCUUACGUUCCCCCAAGUCAAGUCAUUGGCACUCUGUGAUCUGCCAAAGUUAAAGUAUGACAUGUUGAAGCCAUUUACACAUCUAGAACCACAUGCUCUAAAUCAAGUCUGUAUUCAAAAGCUUACACCCAACAUAGAGCACCUGACACUCGGUGAACAUGAACUCAACAUGAUUUUGCGUGGAGAAUUCCAGGGAAACCACUUAAACGAGUUAAAAGUUCAUGCUCUGUUCUUUCAUAUUGAGUCCGAUGUAUUUCUACAACGGGUGCCCAAUAUAGAGAAGCUUGAGGUGUGUGAUGGUUCCUUCAAAGAGAUUUUCUGCUUUGAUAGUCAUAAUGUGGAUGAGGAUGGAUUGGUUUCACAGCUGAAAAUGAUAUGCCCGGACUCCCUUCCAGAGCUUGUUUCCAUUGGGCCAGAGAACUCUGGGAUUGUGCCCUUUCUCAGAAAUCUAGAAACAUUGCAAGUAAUCAGCUGUUUCAGUUCAAUAAAUCUGGUACCAUGCACAGUGUCUUUCUCCAAUCUGACAUAUUUGCAAGUAUACCGUUGCAAGAGUCUGCUAUAUUUGUUCACAUCCUCAACAGCAAGAAGUUUGGGUCAACUCAAAACAAUGAAGAUAAGUAACUGUGAUUCAAUUGAAGAGAUAGUGUCUUCAACAGAGGAAGGGGAUGAAUCAGAUGAGAAUGAGAUAAUAUUUCAGCAGCUCAAUUGUUUGAAACUUGAAGUAUUAAGAAAGCUGAGAAGGUUCUACAAAGGGAGUUUAAGUUUCCCGUCCUUGGAGGAAUUCACAGUAUUGUAUUGCGAGAGGAUGGAAAGUUUGUGUGCAGGUACAAUCAAAACAGACAAGCUGUUACUAGUCAAUUUUCUGUCACCUCAGCUUAACUUUGGAUAUGAUAUCCCAUUGGAAACUGAUCUGAACUCUGCCAUGCAAAAUCGAUAGGCAUUUCUGGCAAGGGAUAUGACUCCAAUAUUGCACUUAGAGGAGAUUGAUUCACCAAGAAAAAAUGGUUAGAGGAGAUGAACAAAUUAAGACCUUUUUCAUGAGUCUACGUCAAUGCCGCUUUCAGGAUUUGACAUUUCAUUUUCAAACGUGAAUUCGACACUAGUACACACUUAAGUGUUUAUUUACUCCAGAUUAUUAAAUAAUUUACCUGUUAAUAUAAUUUUUGCUCUAAAAAGCAAAUUAAGAUUACUUUGGUUCCUAGCUAAGAGAUAAGCUAGUUAGUGUGUGUUGAGGAAUACAAUUAAUUGAAAAAGUGAAAUUUGAUUA
Molecule: messenger RNA, 8232 nt
Organism: Glycine soja
Lineage: Eukaryota; Viridiplantae; Streptophyta; Magnoliopsida; Fabales; Fabaceae
Exons: 13
Coding region: 565-7902 (2445 amino acids)
Molecular function (GO): ADP binding; ATP hydrolysis activity
Source: RefSeq, a predicted model, not a curated record